AUGUGUAGGUUUCUGAUAUUCAAAGGCAAAGAACCCACUCUGUUGUCGCAUUUAUUGACAAGACCCGCACAUUCCAUUAUCAAUCAAUCAUUCGAUAGUCGGCUACGUCUGGAUAGAAGACGUCCCAUGAACGGUGAUGGAUUCGGAGUCGCAUAUUAUUCACUGGAUGAGGAACUAGGUCUUGAUGGACCAUGUCUGUACAAGGCUAUCACACCUGCUUGGAACAAUCAAAACUUGGGAACUUUAGCAGAAAAAACCAAAUCAGACCUAGUAUUCGCCCAUGUGAGAGCUUCGACCCAUGGAGCUCUAUCUGAGACAAACUGCCAUCCAUUUACGUACCACUCGCUUUGUUUUAUGCAUAAUGGUGGUAUUUCCAAUUUCAAGAGGAUCAAGAGAAAAUUGUUAAGCCACAUAGAAGACGAAUAUUUGAAUUUUAUACAAGGUAGCACUGACUCUGAAUGUGCAUUUGCAUUGUUUUUAGACUCCCUAGAGAAAGAAGGUUGUAAUCCAAGGGACAAGACUGGGAAUUUCCCACACCAGGCCAUUAGAAACGCCUUGCUCAAGACCAUCGGUUACAUCAGAGAUUGGACCAAAGAGGCCAACCGAGACGAAGAGCAUGCUGAACCCUCUUUACUAAAUUUUGCAGUUACAGAUGGAUCAACAGUUGUUGUAUCGCGUUACAUCACUUCCAAGACCGAUGAAGCCGCUUCCCUACAUUUCAGUUGCGGUUCCAGUUUUGUUGAGAGUUCACCAGGCGAGUACAGAAUGGAAAGACUUAACAGAAGCCAAGAUGUUAUUAUGGUUGCAUCUGAACCACUUACUUUCGAACGUGGAGACUGGAUCACUGUCCCCACAAACAGUUUACUCACAAUCAAGAGGCAAACGGUACUAAUCCACCCCAUCGUCGACGAGUACUACCAAACUGAUCCACUCUACUUAAGAAGCUCUAAACUCGCGGAAAGCAAAGGUCUCAUUGGAUCGGUCCCACUGGCCAAAGCUGUGGAACGUAACGUUCCACCACUUGAAAGAGAAGGCCGUUCAAGACCGGUUAGUGCCACAGCACGUCUUUCAUAG
Torulaspora delbrueckii is the source of this 1074-nucleotide messenger RNA. It is a transcript of the gene DUG3, whose product is annotated as glutamine amidotransferase subunit DUG3. Lineage: Eukaryota; Fungi; Ascomycota; Saccharomycetes; Saccharomycetales; Saccharomycetaceae. The transcript has a single exon. The record is from RefSeq and is a predicted model, not a curated record. Bases 1 to 1074 code for a protein of 357 amino acids.